UACGGCCGUGUGGAAGCAGCUGGAGGGGAACCUGGCCGGCCCCGCCAUCUUGCUGUACGGCUGGGGAGGGGGUGGCUCGGAGGGAGGCGGAGGCAAGGCCGCCCGUGCGGCCUCCGGAGAUGGUGAUCUGUUGCGCGGCUCUGAAUUGUUCCAACCGGCAGGGCAAAGCUCCUCGAGGCCGAGCGGCCGUCUCCUUCCACAGGUUUCCAUUAAAGGACUCAAAGCGACUGAUCCAGUGGUUAAAAGCAGUUCAGAGGGAUAAUUGGAUUCCCACCAAGUAUUCCUUUUUAUGCAGUGAGCACUUCACUAAAGAUAGCUUUUCAAAACGACUGGAAGACCAGCACCGACUGCUCAAACCCACAGCUGUGCCAACCAUUUUCCAGCUUUCAGAGAAAAGGGGAGAUAGCAGGGAUUAUGUCAAGAGGAGGAGGAAAAUAGUAAGCCAGCCUCUAUGCAGAGAUGACAGUCCACCAAAGGAAGGAAACUAUGAGGUAAUGGAAGGGAUCUUAUCUUCUGGCCAAGACUCGAUAAUGGAUGGGACUCAAGAAAUGGAGCAAGUGACUCUUCAAGCUGAAAUUGGGUCACUCUCUGAGCAGGGAGAGAAUUUCCAGGUCCAGCUUGAAGGCUCCCUUAGAAGAAUGCUAGCUGAUAACCUAGUCACAAAAGUGGCCCAGAAUAAGCCAGAGAAGCCUUCUGUAGAGGAUUGUUCCGAAAUGGUGAUCCAUCCUGGGAAUCUGAAAAUAGACCGAAGUGGUAUUUCAGAAGAUGAUUUCACACCUCCUGUUUCUGGGGCUUGCAAAUUUAUUGGCUCUCUUCACUCUUACAGCUUUUUCUCCAAGCACACUAGAGAAAAGUCAUCUUUUCCAAAGGAGCAACUGGAAAGGAAACGGUUAAGAAGAAGUGUUGAACCUAGCUGUAGUAAUAACACAGUGGAGCAGGAUGGAAGUUUAACAGAAACCUCCUCUACGUCUUCUCUUGCUGUUAUCCCCCAAGAACCUUCCCAAAGCCUGUCUGCAUCACCUGCAGAUUUGACUCCUAAGCCUGCAACAGAAGCUGUUGUAGGUCAGAAGGGAGACACUGAUGCCAAUCCCAUGUCAAUCAAUGAGGUCAUCAUGUCUGCUUCAGGAGCCUGCAAGCUCAUUGACUCCCUCCAUUCAUACUGCUUCUCCUCUAGACAUAGCAAAAGCCAAGUGUGCUGCUUAAGAGAGCAAGUGGAGAAGAAGAACGGAGAGCUGAAACUGUUGAGACAGAAGAUCAGCCGCUCUGACAGCCAAGUUAGAAAGUUGAAGGAGAAGCUAGAUGAACUGAAGAGGAUCAAUUUCCCAUUCCUGAGCAACCUGCUAUCUCAGGACUGUGAAACCCCACAGCUGAACCCUGUGAUUGAGCCUUUGUCCUGGAUGCUGGGUACGUGGCUGUCGGACCCACCAGGAGAUGGAACCUUCCCUACAAUGAAACCUUUUCAGUACCUCGAAGAAGUUCAGAUUUCUCAUGUGGGACAGCCCAUGCUGAAUUUCUCAUUCAACGCCUUCCAUCCAGAUACCAGGAAGCCAAUGCAUCGAGAAUGUGGAUUCAUCCGCAUCAAACCAGACACUAACAAGGUGGCCUUCAUCAGUGCUCAGAACACAGGUUUGGUAGAGGUGGAGGAAGGAGAGGUGAAUGGGCAGGAGCUUUCUAUAGCUUCCCAUUCUAUAGCAAGGAUCUCAUUUGCCAAGAAGCCCCACGUAGAGCAAAUUACUAGAAAAUUUAGGCUCAAUUCUGAUGGGAAACUAGAACAGACUGUCUCCAUGGCAACCACUACACAGCCAAUGACUCAGCACCUCCACAUUACCUACAAGAAAGUGACACCUUAAAACAAAGAUGAGUUGUUUUGUCAUAGAAGCGCCAAGGCAAACUGCUGACAGGGAAAGGAGGCAGCUUGGAAGAGGAACAGUGAUUUUUCAUCUUUUUGACCCAGUUCUCACCUGGCAGCAGGAUGGGGAGAAACCACAAACUGCAGUUACUGAAGGAAUUUACUCUGAGGUUUCUGUAAUGGUAGUUUACAAAAGUAAAGCCAAUAAAAAACCUUUAUUUUUAAGGGUGUGGCUUUGAAUGGUAUCAUGUUAGAAAUUACUCUGUAUUUGACAUUUGUUAAGAAAUUUUCAAAAUUCAUCAUUAUGAAGCAUAGAGAAUGAUGGUUGACUUCAUUUUUUGGAGUUUCCUUUUAGUGAUCUUAACAGCUUGCAUACAAGUCCAUAUGCAGAGGGUGGCCAUGGAUUUCUCUGAUCAGAUAGUUUAGAACUAGAACCUCUUUAAAAUUGUAGGUGUGGGUCUUAUCCUGUUAGCUUUAUACAUAUGAACAGUCCUUAGAUUCUGUGGUCAGAUUAAGUGUUCUGCAGUGUUUUCAGGAUCAGGCCCAUUGCUGUAGAAUCAAAUUUCUGUGGAACUGGGAUUAUCAUCCACUUUCUUAAUCCAUGGGUUUUGUGGUAAUUUGAGUUUGUCAUAGGUAUGUGACAGAAGCAACAGUAGAGGGGAAAAAUGAAUUGUCUUGUCUUGUAGGUUAAUAUCAAAUAUACUGUUACAGGUGGGAAAGACCACUAGAAACUUCAAAUGCUAAAUGACUGAUUUGCACAGUAUUUUGACAUUCUUGAAAUGUCCCUCUUCUUGGCCGUUUCCCUUCCCCUUCCAUAAAUGGGCUUCCUAGUUUCUCAAAAAACAGCAUUAAGGGGAAAAACUAGUCAUUCAUACCCCACUAAUUCCUUUUGCUUGAAUAGUUCACAAUCCCAAUUUAAGGCCUCAUUCUCUCUCCCCCCCCCUUCCAAUUUUGGCAUCUAAUAUCAAAUAUGCAAUAGUACAAAUUCAGCACCAGAGCUCCUUGAUUAAUUUCCUUUUAAUAUCCCCCUGACUGUUCUGUACUUCCUCCUGUUUGGAUUAUUGGGUUGGAGUUUAAAAUGAGGUUUUAAACCCCCAACUCAGCAAUCCAAAGAGGAGGAAAUAUAAAAUAAUGAAAUGAAUUAAGGAGCUCUGAUGUAGAUAUGUAGACCCAGGUGAUUCCUUAUAUGUUUAGAAAGCUGUUGACUCUGGUUAGCUGCUGUUUUUUUUUUUUUUUUUUAAGUGCAGUAGCAUUUAUUGAAUACUAUGCAACAAAAUGCUUGGAAUAAAAGCAUGUUAGAGAUUAUUUUGGGUGUCUCUUUAAAAACAGAUUCAUCAACUCCCAGGGAUCCCAGUAAGAUUUAUAAACUGCUGUUGGGAUAUUUUUGCAUACUUGACUGCCCUGUGUUUCAGUGAAUUGCUUGUACAGUCUUCAUGUUGCAUCAUCUGAAAGUGUUCAACUAUCAAAUGUGCACUGGGUUUUGUAUAGUAGAGUAGCUGAUAAACAUGAUCGGUCUACAACAUACCUUCUUUCCUAUUACAUCCUUUUUUGUAACCUUUGAGUUGCUUUGUUGAUAUAAGUAUUUUCUGAGGGCUGAUUUCUACACUGAAUGAUAUGCCAGGAUAUAGAAUGAAUGUCUGUGGUAUUGCUUUAGAUGUAGCCUAUGCUUUCUCUGCUACUGCAGAACUUCCAAAAGUGCAUAGAUAGUGGCACAGAAUAUGUGGAAUGAGUUUCAAGUGGACCAUAGUUGUAUAAGACAGUAUUAACCAACAUACCAAUUGGAGCUUGUGAACUACUCGCUUCUCUGAUAGGCUCUGAGGAAAUAGACAGAAAAGUUGAGAAUGAACAAGUGUCAGUAAAGUUGGCAAGAGUCACAGGGAAAUUCUUUAAUUUUCCUGUUAAAUUUGAUGACUGUGUAAGAAGCUGGGGGUGGGGGCUGUGGCUCAACUGUUACAUGUGGGGCUACUAUACUAAGCUAGAUGAACCAAUGGUCUGACUUGGUAUAAGGCAGGGGUGGCCAAUGGUAGCUCUCCAGAUGUUUUUUUGCCUACAACUCCCAUGUGCCCCAGCCAUUGGCCAUGCUGGCUAGGGUUGAUGGGAGUUGUAGGCAAAACACAUCUGGAGAGCUACCGUUGGCCACCCCUGGUAUAAGGUAGCUUAAUGAGCCCAAGAAUAAAUGAAACAUGCAUUGCAUUCCUACUCAAUUAUCCUGGUGAUGUUAAAAUCAGAAGCCUAUUGGGGGUGUUAGAGCAUAAAGUGACAGCCUGGACCCAAGAACUUCCUUCUGAAGUCUUCCUCCAGUGAGGUCUUCAGACAAUGUGAGAAGGUGCCUUACUUAGCAGAAGGGAAACCUUUAUUGUUUGCCACUAAUUUUCAACACUUCUACAUAAUUCUCCUUCCCAUUUUUGUCACGUGGGCACUCAGCAUUUGAGGAUCUUGGAAGGAAUGGUUAGCUUUGUGUACUUCCCCUGUCCUCCUCUAGCUCUCUGACGAAGAACGAAAGACUCAAUGGGGCUAGGGGAGACAUUCAGAUGUCUAAUUCCUCAUAUGACCUAAUGUGCUGAGUAUUUAUGUGGAACUGGGUGGGAGGGUGAAUUAAAGGGUGCUGUUAUUAUGCCUUAAGAGGAUCUCUCUUCCGCUAUUCCUAUGUGGAUAAGGCUUGUGCUGUGCCUUUCAUAUAGCAUAUCAGAGAACCUCCCAGUAAAAUACAGGACUAAUGUGGGGAGUUCAGAUUCAGUAUUGCCCAUUAGAAAUGUCUAGCAUUUUUUAAAUGAGAAAAUGAGAGUUCUGCUGACGCUUGAAUUCCAUUAAUCAACCCGUCACCCUGUCCCAUAUAUUGUGAUUGAUUCCUACAUAUGAAAUUGUUAGCGAUAAUAAAUUAUUACUAUUGUCUUUUGAAGAACAGGAAAUAUCAGUGUAUCUCAUAAAGCAUGCUUGAACUCUGGUGUGGGGAGUAGCCAAUGCCAAAUGCAUACUGUGUUUUUUAGAAUUUCUGUUAGAUGCCUGUGAGGAAAUAAAGUGGUUGGUUUUGGGUUCUUUUGGUAA
Molecule: messenger RNA, 4894 nt
Organism: Heteronotia binoei (common prickly gecko)
Lineage: Eukaryota; Metazoa; Chordata; Lepidosauria; Squamata; Gekkonidae
Gene: THAP4
Product: THAP domain containing 4
Exons: 6
Coding region: 120-1850 (576 amino acids)
Source: RefSeq, a predicted model, not a curated record